CAAGUGAAUAACUCAACAGUUACAAGUGAAUAACAGCUCAGAUUUUAAAAGCAGAAUCAGCUUUAAUUUUUGUUUUAAAAAGUUUCAUCAGAACUACCAAACAAAACGUUAAGAAUGUCUUCACAAACUGUUGCAGCGGUCGCUAUUGCUGUCAUUUUCUUGACUAUCAUGCAAUUCUCAAUGGGAGCUACAGUGGCACCGCUUUGCCAACCAGGUAUCAUUGAAGAAAUGCCACCACAUAUUAAGAAAGUUUGCAUGGCGUUAGAAAAUUCAGAUCAACUAACAACUGCGCUCAAGUCGUACAUUAAUAAUGAAGCAGCCACUCUUGUCUCGAAAUCAGAAGAUUUGCUUUCCCCAAAUUACGGAAAACGUACAGAUGUGGACCAUGUUUUCUUGCGUUUCGGCAAAAGGCGUUAAAUUGUGAAUAGUGAAGAGUACUUAAAUUGAUUUGGGCGCAAUAAAUGGAUUUCUUAAUAUGUAAAUGAAUUGAUACGAACGCAAAAUAACAACAUUUUCAACACAUAAACUUACAGUUAAAUAAUUUUAAUGAAUAUCUUAAGUUGAUCUCUUUGUAUAAUAAUAGUAUAAAA
Teleopsis dalmanni is the source of this 590-nucleotide messenger RNA. RefSeq names its product dromyosuppressin-like. The record is from RefSeq and is a predicted model, not a curated record. Lineage: Eukaryota; Metazoa; Arthropoda; Insecta; Diptera; Diopsidae. The coding region runs from base 115 to 417 and encodes 100 amino acids. The transcript has 3 exons.